Molecule: messenger RNA, 759 nt
Organism: Danaus chrysippus (African queen)
Lineage: Eukaryota; Metazoa; Arthropoda; Insecta; Lepidoptera; Nymphalidae
Source: the annotation of a GenBank genome assembly
AUGUACGGCCGGAAAACACCGACGACUUAUCGUUCAACACCUUCUGUGUAUUCCCAUUACACGGGAAAAUCAACUUCGAACUUACGAUCGUCGAAGUCUUUGAAAUCCUUAAGGGUCCCGUGGUACCAGAAACCAAUAUUACACGAUGCUUAUGUCCUCGAUCUACAAAGAGGUUCACUCCUUACAGGUUUUAUAUCCUUGUUCAUAGCCCUGUUUACAUUUGCACAAAGCGUUUUUGACCUCUACUGUCUCGGCAUGGCAAGCCCUGGUGCCGUUCAUUAUGGUUAUUACGUGCUCAGCUUUCAAUUUGUAUAUGUUGGAAGCCCUGCUGUGCGUAACGUCUUGGUAGUAUUCUCACUGUUUUCCUGGAUUGGCUCCGUGGCUGUUAUAGUUACGAGCAUCAUCUUGAUUAUGGCUUUGAGGAAGGAGUAUGAAAAACGUAUUGUUCCGUGGCUGUAUUCAUUUGGGGUGUUCAUAUUAUUCAGAUUUGUUGCCUUCAUAUUUGCUUCUAUAGUAAACGACAUGAUUUUUGCCUAUAACAUCAUUAUGUGUUUAUUCUGGGUGGUUUUCUGCAUAAUCGGAGUUUAUGGAUGGAUUCUGGUGUAUAGCUUGUAUCUAGAGCUAGCUGAUUUGACGAAAUUAGAAGAUUUGGCGCACUUGAGGAUGGGUACAAUGGCCUCUCUAAAUGCUUCAUUAGCCGGUUCAAGACCGACUACACCUCAUUCUACUGUUUCAACGAUGCCGGCCUCACAAAUAUGA